Molecule: messenger RNA, 1230 nt
Organism: Yamadazyma tenuis ATCC 10573
Lineage: Eukaryota; Fungi; Ascomycota; Pichiomycetes; Serinales; Debaryomycetaceae
Biological process (GO): mitochondrial L-ornithine transmembrane transport
Cellular component (GO): mitochondrion
Molecular function (GO): L-ornithine transmembrane transporter activity
Source: RefSeq, a predicted model, not a curated record
AUGCAAAACAACAUAUCCACGCUACGAGGUAGUUCAUUGGAUUCUCUUGAUAGUGUUACAAUGACUCCUUCAAGUGGAGAGGACCUCUCCACCUCCAAAAACAACCAAGCCGUUACCGUUUCCACAGCGGGUGUUCGAGCUCUCAUCUAUCAGCUCCAAGCGCUUUAUAUGAGAACACCUGUUAAGUUGUUCCGGCCCUCGCGUUUCGACUACUUGGCGCACAUCCGUACGCUUGCACACGUCAACGAAGGUAUAAACUUGAAACCCUGGCGCUUCACCACUCACUCAUCACUUGCACUUCUAGUAAAGGCCGUGAACAAACAAGGUUGGCGUCUUAUUCCUGAACAGGUGCUACCGCCGCUUCUCGCCAAUUCUGCUACUGGUCUUAUUCUCUAUGGAACUUACUUGUCAAGCUUGGACCACUUCGAUGGUGGUAAAAGCAGUCGCUCAACUUCUAGUUGGGGUCCACUCCAGUAUUCUCCAAUUGAUACUUGGAGAGCUGGGUUUGUGGCUGGUAUAGCUCAGUCACUAGCCGCCGCUCCGGUGGAUGCGAUCUAUGCCCGGUCUUCGACUGCAGAUAUCAUUAAUGGGAAGCACCUGAACCUAUGGGUGUAUGGGCUAAAUAAGCUUAAAGAAAUAGGACUUGUGGGAGUAUUUGCAGGGUAUGGGUUUUCACUAAUAAAGGAGAGUUUUGGAUUUGCUUUCUACUUUUGCACGUUUGAAGUCGUCAAGAAUCAAUGCUAUGGUGCAACCAUAUCCGUUGUUAAAGGGUUGCGGAAAGUGAAAAGAUUCUUUCAGAGGCUUUUCGCCAAUAUAGGGAGUUACGAGAUAGACGAGGAGUUGACGAGGUUCGAAGAAAAACGGCUGGCCAAGAUCUUGCGGUCCUCAUUCGUGCUUCUCGCUGGUGCUUCGGCCGCCUGGAUGUUAUUGGCUGUUCAAUAUCCCAUCUCAAAAAUUCAGAACUUGCACUUAUCAAGGCUCGAAGCACUAGACAUCUUCAAUUCUUCACGCAAAACAUCACAUAGAAGACCCUUUUUCAAAGUGUACUAUAACUCGUACAUUGACACAUACCACCAGGUGCUUCGGAUGAAGAGGAAAACAAGACAAACCUGGUUCAAUAUGGCUUAUAAAGGGUUUGCCAGAAAUGCUUUGACCACUAUACCUGCCACCUCUAUUGGGUUAUUGGUUUUUGAAAUCAUGAGAACCCGAUUGCUGGAUAGAGACUACUAG